AUGCGACUUUUCACAGAGAUUAUCCCUCCUGCGUAUUUCCUGCCGGGGUUCUGUCUCACAGUGGCUGUCCUCGUGCUGUUGAGCUGCGUUCAGAAUGCCAUCCACAAUCUCCCAUACUACCGGAUUCCCGCUGUUGGGAUGAGCCGGUGGUCUCUAUUUGACCGACAGGCUAAUGUACGUUUUAUGGCCUCCGCCAGGGCUUUGAUCCGUGAAGGCUUUGAACAGGGCCACACGAUGUUCCAAGCAAUGUUUCCCCACGGCCCUAUGUUAGUGCUGCAUCCAAAGUAUGUGGAUGAAGUUAGGAGACAUCCUUCUCUCAGUCUAGAGGAAGCAGUCAAGGAGUCUCUCCCAGUCGGGGAUUAUCCAGGGUUUGAGGCUUUUCGGGGCACAGAGAACCACCACAUACUGUUAGAUGUGAUCAACCAAAAGAUAACUCGAAAUUUGAAACAGUACACGAUUUCUCUGGCCAGAGAAACGGAAUUAACGCUCGACGAACAUUUUGGCCAACCCCAAGAGUGGAAAUCCUAUUGUUUUGCCAGCGAAGUCCCUUACAUCGUCGCGCGCCUAUCGACCCUUGUUUUUCUAGGAGAGCAAGUGUGUCGCGAUACCGAAUGGCUCGAUAUAUCGGUGAACUAUACUCUGGACAUUUUCGGAGCAAUAACCGCACUAAGACGUUGGCCACCUAUCCUCCGACCUGUCGUUCACUGGUUUCUGGAGCCUGCUCAGAAACUCAGGAAGCGGGUGCAAGUAGCACGACGGAUUGUCCAGCGGGAAAUGAGGAGGCGGCAACAUGAACACAAGCCCAGGCAGCCGGAUGCGCUGGACUGGCUUCACGAAGUCGCAGGCGGUCGUCACUUGGAUGUGACUACAGCGCAAAUCGGCUUGACACUGGUGACGAUCCACACCACCUCUAACCUCCUCACCAACGUCAUUUACGACCUCGCAGCGAAUCCGCAGUAUCUUCCUCCUCUGCGGGAAGAGAUCCAAUCGGUAUUGGAGACAGACGGUACAUUUCACAAGACCAGUUUGACCAAGAUGAAGCUCCUGGAUAGCGUGGUUAAGGAGAGCCAACGGUUGAAUCCACCGGGCCUGACUUCGCUACACCGCUACGCUAUGGAGGAGAUUACACUCUCGGACGCAACAGUCAUUCCAAAGGGUGCCAGUCUCGUUGUCUCCGCCCAUACUAUGCAAGACGAGAGCAUAUAUUUAAAUGCGCACACUUACGACGGGUACCGGUUUUAUCGGAAGCGGCAAGAGCCAGGACAUGAAAACAAACACCAGUUGGUGAUGACAAGCGCAGAGCACUAUGGUUUUGGGCAUGGCGUACGCGCCUGUCCCGGUCGGUUCUUCGCAACAAAUGAGAUCAAAAUUCUUCUCGCCCACAUUAUUUUGAAAUAUGACAUCCGCUUCCCCGAUGGACAAUCCCGCCCUGUUAAUUGGGAGAUUGGACAGGACCUGGUUUGUGACCAAACCGUGCAAGUCUUAUUCAGGGCACGGUAG
Molecule: messenger RNA, 1500 nt
Organism: Aspergillus luchuensis
Lineage: Eukaryota; Fungi; Ascomycota; Eurotiomycetes; Eurotiales; Aspergillaceae
Product: cytochrome P450
Exons: 6
Coding region: 1-1500 (499 amino acids)
Molecular function (GO): monooxygenase activity; oxidoreductase activity, acting on paired donors, with incorporation or reduction of molecular oxygen; heme binding
Source: RefSeq, a predicted model, not a curated record